CCUCGGCCCCUGCACGCGCGCCGGGCCAUGACGCUGUCGCUUGUUGUGCGCCCAACUUCGCCGACUCCAUUGCCAACCUCCCCCACUCCUUUUUUCUCCGCUCGCUCUGCUUGUUUGCCUUUGUUUUUUCCCCUCAUCUGACAUCAUGCCUUUCGGCUACCGCUCCUCGACCGGAGCCCUGGACCGUUACGACGACUACGACGACCCUCCGCUCCGUCCUGAACGAUGGGACCGUGACAAAUUCGAGCGUAUGAGCCGUCGCCCGGCCGAUGAGCGUGAGCUCUUCCGCGUCGAAGAGCGGGACACCUAUGGCCCUCGGGCCCGCCGCGAUGUUGCUCUCGAGGAGCGCUUCGAGAGUCGGCCCCCGCGGAGCCGCUUUGACGAGAGGGACCGUUACCCUGAAGAAGACCGUUUUGAUCGCCGUCCUGGCCGUCGCCCCGACUUUCUGGAUCGUGAGGAGCCUACUCCUUCCGAGAUUGCCAAUCGCGCGCUGGCACCAUACCGCCGCAAAUCCGUUGUCGACAGAGAUUACAGCCCGCCAGCUAGACGCCCGCCCAGGCCUAGCAUGAUCCGCAGACAGUCUUCCCUCGACACUUUCGACCGUCGUCCGCUCCGCCGCUAUGAAGCGGAACGUGAAGAUUGGAGACCUCCGGCAAACAUCGAUAUUCCUCUGCCCAUUCGUCGCCGGCCGUCUCGCGAACGUCGGCGCUCUCCGCCCCGUGAUCGAUACGGCGAGGAAGAGUUUGAAGAAGUAAGGUACAGAGACACGGAGCCGGAUUACAAAGAAGACUAUCGUGAGGUCGAAAUCCGAAGAGAGAAGCGCAGGCCUCGCCGUCGGCGUGGUGAUAGUCACGGUGGCCGUAGUAGCGCUCGUAGCGAGAGCAGAUACGGAGCUCCCUCUACGCGCAGUGAGAGCAGAUAUCGGGCGCCCUCGACCAGGAGCUCCACUUCUAGCUUCGAGGAAAUCAGAGAAGUUUCACCGGUUCACUUGCCUGGCAAGCGAGGCAAGACUAGGAUGCCGAGACGUCUUGUACACAGGAACGCUCUCAUCCAACUUGGGUAUCCGUUUGAGGAAGAGGAAAAUUUCCUCAUCGUUAAGCGAGCUCUUGAGAAAGAGCAGAUUGACGAGGUCAUCAAAAUCAGUGAAACUUACAAAGAGGAAAACAACCGCACGACCUAUCGCUACGAUGAGGAAAAGACCAUCGACGUGCCCCCGCCUCCAGAGACAAUCGUAUUGGCCCCACCGCCGCCUCCAUCUGAGCAUUUUGUAGCUGCUCCGCCCUCUGCCUAUCGAUCUGCGCCUUCUGUCAGAAGUGCGUCUCCUCGUCGAGAAUUUGUCGAAGAGCGCCUCGAAGAAUCCAACCACAUAGGGGGACCAUUCACUGUCGUUGUCCCGGACCGGCAUCAGCGCUCUGACCGCGAAAUUAAAGAUGAGAUCCGGCAGUUGGAGAACGAGAGACGAGCCCUGCAGCUUGAGCGCCAAGCCAGAGACCUCAGGAUCAGCGACGUCGAAUACCGUGAGAAGGACUACGAGUUCGUGGAGGAACGACCACGCGAACGGAACGUUGUCCGAAUCGACAAAGACCGAAAGGCGAGAACACGAUCCCGCUCAAAGCCCCCGAACCCUAAGCUGGUUGCAGCAAUGAUGUCUACCCUUACUUGAAAUGGCCUGGGCGGCAUGCUCGGUUCAGCCAUGGUGCAUUUGAUGAACCUUUGAUGAGCGAGGAGUUUCUGUCUGUCCUAUACUUCAAAUUGGAUACCGGGAUUGGCGAACCAUGGGUGAAUUUGGAGCAGUUGCUUCCUUUACGAUUCUGACGACAAUUUGACAUAGCGAGUCUGUUCUUUGCUAGCUUUGAGAUACACUCCACGACACGUUAUAGAGAUAGCACGAAUGAUAUGACCAAUUUCUGGAACCG
Messenger RNA from Aplosporella prunicola CBS 121167, 1916 nucleotides. RefSeq lists its product as uncharacterized. The record is from RefSeq and is a predicted model, not a curated record. The coding region runs from base 146 to 1663 and encodes 505 amino acids. Lineage: Eukaryota; Fungi; Ascomycota; Dothideomycetes; Botryosphaeriales; Aplosporellaceae. The transcript is spliced from 4 exons.